Ceratina calcarata is the source of this 2533-nucleotide messenger RNA. RefSeq lists its product as uncharacterized. Lineage: Eukaryota; Metazoa; Arthropoda; Insecta; Hymenoptera; Apidae. The record is from RefSeq and is a predicted model, not a curated record. The transcript is spliced from 3 exons. The coding region runs from base 1 to 2277 and encodes 758 amino acids.
AUGGGACUCGCGGUUUUCUGUUUGCUGCUGCUGCUCAGGCUGGGCCACAGCCAAGACGAUCUCCCAUCGAGAUACGAAGUCGAGAGUUCGAUCAACCGAACGAUCGAAGAGGUCGAACGACAGAUCCGCGAGAAUCCGAGCUUGCCUCGGUUAUCCAGAGCGGACAUAGUCAAAACCCUGCAAAAUAUCACCUCGCAGGAUUUGAGACAAUUGAAGGACAAAGAGAAGCUGGAGAAAGCGAGAAAUUUGUACCAACGAGCAUUGAUGGUCGUUCUGCCGUACAAUGGAGAAUCCUCCGGCGAUCUGAAGGACCUGUACACGAAACCUCCGAUGACGCAGAUGAUUCCCGACGACCAGGGAUCGGAGAACCGAGGAGACGAAGAGGACAACGAAGUGCAAAAUUCCGAAAUUACAACCGAGAAUUUUUACAAUCGCGAUUCGUACAAAACGACUUUGAAAGAUUUAACAACGACGAAUAAGAACAAAUACAAAAAUCACAAAGACACGUAUUCCGAAGUGCAAACGAAAAUACCAUUAAAGGAGACGUUGAAACUGGACUCGACUCCUGUUAAAUUCACGUUUAAUUUAGAUAAUUUACAGAAGAACAGUUAUACCAAUGAAAGAGCUGCAACGACGACGACGACGACGACUAGGUAUCCGAUUUACAGGAGUAACGGGAGCACGUCAGAACUGGAAAUCGUUUACAGCACCAGCGUUACAGAAGCUACGACGAAACCUGCUCCCAAGGAGAUCGCGAUCGACUUAGGGAGGUUCAAAGAGAAGCAGAAUAUAUUGACAUCCAGUCAGUGGCGUUACAACGCGCCGCCGACUACCUUCGAACCGACGUUGCCUUCUAAGGUAGACAGGAUACCGUUUCUUCCAACGAUUACCGUAGAACCUGAGGAACGUAUCGCGUCGACAGAAAAAUCUCAGAUGAUCAAAGAAGCUUUGAUGAUGAGCACUGAGAAGCCUACUGCUCUUUACGUGACUCCCAUGUCUCCACAGACGACCACGAAGACGAAAUACAGUUCCACGUAUUCCCUGAAUUCUGCAGGAUUUCGCCAAGCUACAAGCACCAGCACCACUUCAAUGCCGAUGAGACCAGAAGUGAUGGACUUGUUAGCUUCCAUCGGAUUACGACCAGACAACAACAGCAACGUGGAAGACGUUUAUAAGAAGAAUAAAGAUAUUUUAGAAUUAAACAAUAUUCGUAGUACAAGUUUGACACCUGUCACGACUGAUUCCAUGUCCAUCGUCGAUCAGAACGUUGGACCUCCUGGAUCUGAGAUAAAAAAAGGGGUGGAUAAUCUAAGUCGGGAUGUCCAAUUGCUGUUUAAGAAGUUCGGUCUGCAGACUUCGGAUUUGGAUAAAUCUACGAGUACCACUCAGAGAACGACAAUUAAUUUGAAUUCUUAUACGAAUUUCAAACCCCUACCGACUUCUAAUGUGAAGGACGAAGGAUUGAAAGAGUUCCUGGCGAGUUUCGGACUGAUCGGUGAUAACAGGAAACAGAAGUCUAUGAGACCGACGACUGAAAUGCCGUCUCUGAUCGAAGUAGUGCCAGAUAACAUGCGAGGAAUUCUAGAGAACAUCGGAUUAAUUUCUAGGAAGAGGAAGACUGUGGAAGAUGUGAAAUCCACGGAUUCGUCCAAGUUCCAUGUGUUCAAACCUCACGAAGCCAAAGUGCAAGACGAAGAACAGAAAAAUAAAAUCAAUGAACUAUUGGAUACUGUGAAAUUAAUGCAAGAAGGCAAGGCUGGUAUUCAGAACGUUAAACAAGCAGCCAGUGAUUUAUUACAGUCGACAAAAGUUUUGAAAGAAGGACCAGAUCCCGUGAAACUUGAAGAGAUUUUCAAGACGUACGAAGAGGAUACUCGAAACGAAGUUAAACGACAGGAGGAUGAAGAGAAGAGUGAAACGACUACUACAGGAGACGAGGGACAGACCACGACUACUGAACCGGCCGGCGAAACGACGUUAAGCCCGACAACGACAGAUUCCGCGAGAGCCGCGUCGGAUCAAUUAAAUUCUGGCGUCGACUCCUCCACGACUUCCUCCAAGAGCUCCUCCAAUCUGAUGGCUUUGGAAGAGUCCUUCGGUGGAACGACCAAGGCACCGGACACGUCGCUACCACCACGGAGGAAGAGCGGAUUGUACUUCCUGGUGGACUGGAACACGUUCCUCGAGGUCGGCGAGGAUGAAAAGGAGAAGAUAAAUCUGAGGUUCCAGCCGAAAGUCGGCGACCGAUCGAGAUUCCUACCGGUGACUGUCCCGUAGGAAUCGAACUUCCCGUCGCGAUAUUCAGAAUCAAAAGGAUUAUCAAUUCGAAUAAAAUAUGUACAUAGACGUAGAUUUAUUAUAUUGUUAAGGAUAAGUGAUGGGUUUACGAAAAUAGAUGCUUCGAUCGUUCCGAGGCGAGAUAAGACACCGGGGUAAUCGUUACGUCACUGGUUUGGUAACACGUUAUUUCUGCACGUUGUUUUUGUUUUUUUAUUAUAACGUUGACUUAAUAAAGCGUUUCCUGCGUGGAAAA